AUGGCACAAUCACAUCCCUCGAAACCCGCCAAAAAUGCCCCCGGAGCAGGAGGAAAAGGAGCGCAAGGAGGAGCAAAGGGAAAAAAGAGUGCUGCUGCAGGUGGAGGAGGAAAGAAGGAGGAUGACAGGGACGAAACUUUGCAGGCCGUAGUACUUGCAGAUUCCUUUGAAACAAGAUUUAAUCCUUUUACAUUGGAGACACCAAGGUGUCUACUACCUCUCGCAAACACCCCUCUCAUCGAAUACACCCUCGAAUUUCUCGCCAUGUCCGGCGUCGCAGAUAUAUAUAUAUACUGUGGAGCUCAUACUGAAGCUGUUGAAGAAUAUCUUCAAAAGUCCAAAUGGGAUCCACAAUACUCGCCCUCGUCACCUUUUAGCAAACUCAUGAUGGUUAAAACUACAGCUCACUCGGUUGGCGAUGCGAUGCGGGAUUUAGAUGCGCGGAACUGGAUUACUGGGGAUUUCCUCUUGGUUCAUGGAGAUUUGGUUUCGAAUUUACCGAUUGAUGCUGCGCUGGCUGCACAUAGAGCGAGGAGAUAUGCGAAUAAGAAUGCUAUUAUGACUAUGGUCUUAAGGUCGGCUGGAUUGGGAGAACAUAGGACAAAGUCGAAUGGUAUUACACCGGUAUUUGUCUUGGAUCCUACAAAAAAUCGAUGUCUUCAUUAUGAGGAGAUGAACCCUCUUCAAUCAAAUAAAUAUCUCAGUCUCGAUCCAGAUUUACUUUCAGAAAGUUCCGAAAUAGAGAUUCGAACAGAUUUUAUUGAUUGUGGUAUCGAUAUUUGUACACCGGAUGUACUUGCGUUAUGGGCUGAAUCUUUCGAUUACGAGGUUCCUAGGCGACAUUUCUUACAUGGUGUAUUGAAAGAUUAUGAGUUGAAUGGAAAAACUAUCCAUACCGAAAUUGUGACGGAUCAUUAUGCAGCUCGAGCAUUUAAUCUACAAGCAUAUGAAUCUAUAACCAAAGAUGUUCUAGGAAGAUGGACAUAUCCUCUUGUUCCAGAUAGCAAUUUAGUUGCAGGACAAACAUAUAAAUUUCAGCGAGGUGGAUUUUGCAAAGAAAAUGGGGUUAUACUGGCUCGAACAUGUAAGAUUGGUAAGAGGACAGUAUUGGGAGCAGGUACUAGUGUAGGAGAUGGUUCUACGAUUAUCAACAGUACUAUUGGUAGAGGGUGUCGAAUUGGAAAGAAUGUCACGAUCCAGAAUGCUUAUAUUUGGGAUGAUGUAAAGAUUGGUGAUGGAACAUCUGUGGCUAUGUCAAUUAUUGCCAAUAAUGUUUUGGUUGGGCAAAAAUGCAAGAUCAGUGAAGGAUCACUUCUUUCAUUUGGUGUGAGAAUAGCUGAUGGUAUGGAAAUCACUAAAGGCGCACGAAUUACGACGGGAAAGACGGCAAAGGAUGACGGAGAUACACCAGUAGCUCUUCCAACGGAUCCAAAAAUCGUUGGGGAAGGUGGAGAAGGUUAUGAAUUUAUCGACGACGAAGAAUUCGAAGAUGAAGAAUCUAGUGCCUUUCAUUCUAGUCUCAUAUACUCAACUCAACAUCUCAAUAUUUCUAGCGAAUCCAUCUCUACCAUCUCAUCCGAGGUAUCAGCUGGCGAAGUCGAUACUCGAUCCCGUCAUUCCAGUUUCGCAGGUUCGGUUUCUGAUGAUGAACAUGGACAUGGUUCUUCGGAAUCUUUCCACCAUGAUGCUGUUCAAGGACUCCUUGAUACAUUGAGAGAGAAUGGUGAUUUCGAUGGUGCGAAACUGGAAUUUAUGGGACUAAGACUUAGUAAUGAUGCAGAUGAUUAUCAAAUCCGUCGAGCGAUCGCAGCAGCCUUUACAAAAUUCAUCGCGGAAUUAGUAACGGCCGGUAUCAAAAAUGCAAGUGAAGCAACACUACAAGCAUUAAAUGUAGCAGGGGCACAAAAAUUCUUAGAAGAGGUCGCUAUUGGGAUUGAAAAGGAUGAGGGAGGCAUGAAAGAGUUUUUGGUUUGUUUACAGAAGGGAUUGGUGGGAAAACAAAAUGCGGCACCAGUUAUGGCGGCGCUGUGUCAGAAACUUUAUGAGAGGGAUGUGGUGUCUGAAGAGGCGAUUUUGGGAUGGUGGGAAGAUGCUGAGGGCGAGGAUGGUGGGAAGGCUGAGGAUGCGGAGAUGAAGAAGGUUAGGGAGAAGACGGGCGUUUUUGUUGAGUGGUUGAGAGAGGCGGAGAGUGAGGAGAGUAGUGAGGAGGAGGAGAGUGAGGAGGAGGAGGAGGAGGAUAGUGAUUAA
Molecule: messenger RNA, 2247 nt
Organism: Sclerotinia sclerotiorum 1980 UF-70
Lineage: Eukaryota; Fungi; Ascomycota; Leotiomycetes; Helotiales; Sclerotiniaceae
Exons: 1
Coding region: 1-2247 (748 amino acids)
Biological process (GO): biosynthetic process
Cellular component (GO): eukaryotic translation initiation factor 2B complex
Molecular function (GO): translation initiation factor binding; guanyl-nucleotide exchange factor activity; translation initiation factor activity
Source: RefSeq, a predicted model, not a curated record